This is a messenger RNA of Callorhinchus milii (elephant shark), 3694 nucleotides long. RefSeq names its product POM121 transmembrane nucleoporin (gene pom121). The record is from RefSeq and is a predicted model, not a curated record. The transcript is spliced from 14 exons. The coding region runs from base 44 to 3517 and encodes 1157 amino acids. Gene Ontology annotation, biological process: RNA export from nucleus; protein import into nucleus. Gene Ontology annotation, cellular component: nuclear pore. Lineage: Eukaryota; Metazoa; Chordata; Chondrichthyes; Chimaeriformes; Callorhinchidae. Gene Ontology annotation, molecular function: structural constituent of nuclear pore.
UCUGCAGGCCGGCGGCGAGAGCCGGAGCAGCCCGCCCGAGGUCAUGAUGGGCAGCUUCCUGUCGAAGGAGAGCCCGACACAGCCGGACAUCAGCUCCAAGGAGCUGAGGAGACGCUACAAGCGGCCGAAUCCGCUCGUCCAGACCCCCCACAAGAGACUGUCAUUUGGGGAACACCUGGCUUCAGCAAACCGAUUUGCAGCCACUCCCCGCCGACGGUAUCCAAUCCAGCAGUUGCAGUACUCCAUCCCUGGGACUCUGCCAACCGUGCGGUGGGAUGGCUACCAGAAGAAGAAUGUUUUGUCCUCCAGAAACUCAACCAUGGUACACAGCCCAGUGACUGUCAAAAUUGCGCGCCCCGAUGCUAGUAUAAUCCGAUCACCUUUGUUCGCGCAUAUGAUGCUCUCCCCAGUUCUGCCUCCUCUAACUGACCCUUGCUCAAAGGAAACUGUGCUCAGUGCACUCAAGGAGAGCAGAAAAAGAAUGGUGGACGAAGGGGAAAGAAUACUGAUUUCUGAGCAGGAGAACAAACGCAGGCGCCAUGAUAGCAGCGGAAGUGGUCAGUCUGCGUUUGAACCUCUCCUGGCUAACGGAGCCCCAGCUUCGUUAGUUCCCAAACCUGGAACCCUGAAGAGAGGCACCAACUCUCAGUGCUCGGAUGACCCCGUCUCCAAGCGGUCACGAACGUCAUCCAUCAGCUCGCUUAACAGCAUGUACGUGGGCGGGACACUUACGUCUGCUCGCAAUCCCAUCUUCAGCUCCUACAGUUCCACCCGCGGCCACACGCAGGGUUUGAAGCACUAUCUCUCUGUUCGGAAUGCAUCUCCGCUCUCGAGCCCCGGGUCUUCACGUUCACAGACACCUGAGAGACCGGGCAAGAAAUCAAGAGAGGAAGAAGUUCAAAGGUCAAACGCCUCCACUCCAGUUCGGGUCGACAAGGCAGAGAGAGAUCAGCCAGUGGAAGAGGAAAUGGCCUCUCCUCUAUCAAAACAGUCAACCUCCACUGUGGACUCUCCCACCUCCGAGGGUGAUGGCAAACGCAAGCGGAAGGUUCCUCUUCUGUCCAAGCGCAAAGGCGAUCAGCUUACUCUGCCUCCUCCACCACAACUUGGGUACACUAUCACGGUGGAUGAUCUGGACUCCGAAAAGAAGGCAGGUCUGGACAGGAUCAAAAAAGUGCUGGAAGAAAAAGAAGAACCUUCAAAAGCACCAGCUGCUGUGACAACAGUGACACCCUUACCAACGACUGUUUUCACAGCUCCGAUUAUAACAACUUCCGCACCCCCAACCACAACAGCAACCUCUGCCCCGGUCACCAUCUCCGGUCCUGUCGCCUUCUCCAGCCCUGUCACCUUCUCUAGCCCUGUGGCCAUCUCCAGCCCUCUACUGGACACUCUGAAAAAGAUGCAGAAGCCCUCCAGCCUUGCUGCCACCUCGGAAUCUGUUGCUGGAGUGACUUUAACCAGUGCAGCUAAUGCAGCUAAAGUUUCCGAACCUUGCUUCACAACCACCACAAUGGGACAGAUGCCCACCCCACCCCCAGCCUACAGCGCUGCAACAAAGCCGAUUCCCACUUUGAACUUCUCGUCUCCCUUGAUCUCCCAGCCGCUUGUAAAUCUUGUCAAUCAGUCUCCUGCGCCCCCCACCAUCACCAGCAACAGCAUGUCCCAGAUCUCUACUCCAGCUCCUACACAAGAAACGGUUGUCAGCAAAAGCCCUGAAACCAAUAUUACCGUGUGUGCCAGGAGCGUGGCACCUUCAAGCACAAGCUUUGGCCUGACGAGCGCAUUGACCUCAAUGGCGACGGCCACUUCUACCCCGACCCUCUCAUCUGUCCCUGCAUCUGAGUUUAAACUGGUGUUUAGUCAGCCAACAACUGCUCAGACUAGCACUGCAAGUCCAGCAUUGAACUCCAGGGUUCCCCUCACAUCAUUAGUAAGCUCGGUAGGAACGAUCACAUCGCCCGGCUCAGCUACCUCAUCAAUGGCAUUCAAACCUGUCUUUGGAAAGUCUGUCCCACCUGCUUCUUCAUCCUCACCAUUCACAUUCAGUCAGUCAUCUCCAGCCACGCUCAGCAAUGAAACCGCUGCCCUGACGACUUCUGUGACAUCUCAUUCCACCACCACCUUCCCUUUUGGGAGCUUCAAUUCUUUAGCGGGAUCCAAGACUGAUUCGGAAGCGAAGAGUUCAAAGGGAACGUUCAGCUUUGGCUUGAGUGUUCCUCUUUCUACAAAGCCUAGCGCAGUCUCUUCUGCAAGCAACAACUUAGCAGCCCAGCCAUUCCAGUUUGGCCCAAACCCGACUAAACCCAUCACCACUGCCACCAAUGCUGAGCCCAGUGCCAUGUUCCAGUUUGGGAACACCUCCGCCGAUCCAGUUCCCUCAUCAGCUGCUCCACCAGCUCCCACGUUUGGUCAGCCCAAAGUGGCUGCCAAGGACUCAGCAGUGAGCACGCCUGCCACCUCGAAGAUGUUCGGAGGUUUUGGAGCCACAGUAUCUGCUCCCUCCACGACUUCAGCAAGCCAGCUCCCACUGAGCUUUGGCAACUCGUCAAAAGCCUCUUUGUUUGGCAGCACCACAGGCACAGCCACGCAGUCCUUUGGAGGCCAGUCGGCCCAGCUUCAAUUCGGAAAUUCUGGCGCCCCACCACCAUUCGGUGUCAAUGCUGUUACAGCUCAGCAAACUCCCACCAAGGCGUCUGCCUUUGCGAACACCAGCACUCCCUUCAAUUUCGGAGCCUCUCCUGUCCAGCCGGCCUUCCCGAGUACCACGGCACCAUCUACCUUUGGAUCUGCCAGCCAGUUUGGAGAGACGCCAACCGUGGCCGCUCAGGCUGGAUUUGGAACCAAUUCCACACAACAAACAUUCGGCAGCACCACAGCAGGAUUCUCCUUUGAUACCAACACCUCUUCCACCACCACCUCCUCCUCUUUGUUUGGCAACACAACCAAGAGCUCGGCCAGUGGUGCUCCGGCCUCCAUCUUUGGUAGCUCUUCCCAAUUGCCUCUCUUUGGUUCGUCCAGUCAGCCGACCGUGACGAAUCCCAACACAGCAACACAGGCAGGCUUCAACUUUGGAGCCGGUCAGGGUGGAUUCAGUUCUUCGAGCACUUUGGUCCCGUUUGCAGCUUCCACCUCCACAGCGUCAUCUCAGAAUAUGUUUGCUUCACCAUUGACUAGCCACGGACCCACCAACCAGGCCACUCCGCAGUUCAACUUUGGAGGUUCAAUAACGACUGACAACAAGCCUGCUUUUGGAGGGUUCAACUUUGGAGCUGGCAGCAUGAAUGUUGGGGCUGGAUCUAAUGCACCGGGCUUUGGGCAGAAUACCCCAACUAGUGGCUUUUCCUUUGGAAACCCCGGUACUCCGGUCACAAACUUCGGGAAUCCGGUAGCUGGAGCAGCAGCAGUAGCAGCAGCGACUCCAGGACUCCCAACCUUUUCCAUAGGAUCUGGACCUCGACCCACAGGAGCCAGACAGAGAUUGCAGGCCAGGCGGCAGCAUCAACGGAAGAGAUAGACAGACAUUGAGGAUGUGAAUAACACAAUGCAGAAGGACAUCACGUGUUAGCUGUCUGAGAACCGUACCACUUUUUACUUUUGUACCCUAAACGAUGGAAGUGCAGGCGGCAACUAACCUCAGAAACUCGGAAUAUACUCUGAAGAAGUCCUGUAUAAAGUUAGGGAUUGGGGGAGG